This is a messenger RNA of Helobdella robusta, 411 nucleotides long. RefSeq lists its product as hypothetical. Gene Ontology annotation, cellular component: myosin II complex. The transcript is spliced from 5 exons. Gene Ontology annotation, molecular function: calcium ion binding. NCBI's taxonomy places the organism in Eukaryota, Metazoa, Annelida, Clitellata, Rhynchobdellida, Glossiphoniidae. The record is from RefSeq and is a predicted model, not a curated record. The coding region runs from base 1 to 411 and encodes 136 amino acids.
AUGGGUUCAAGAGAUCAAAACGAAAUCAAAGAGUGCUUCACACUGUUUGACAAAGAUGCAGAUGGUCAGAUAUCAUGCCAGGAGCUUGGUACAGUCAUCAGGUCACUCGGACAGAACCCAACAGAAGCAGAAGUUCAAGAAAUCAUUAAAAAUAUAAUCAGAAAAAAUUCAUUCAGCCUGUCUGAGUUGGUGCAAGUGAUGUCUAGGUUUUCGAGCGACCCCCGCAACAAGGAGGAGGAGAUCAGAGACGCCUUCAGAGUUUUUGACAGGGACAACACAGGUGUUAUAUCGGCAGCAGAAUUGAGGCAUGUGAUGACGAACAUCGGUGAGAAGUUACUGGAUAAAGAAGUUGAUGAGAUGAUCAGGGAGAUUGAUGUUGAUAAAGAUGGUCAAAUCAAUUAUGAAGGUUAG